GCUACGCUACGCAUUUCGUAUUUUAUUCGUUAGGGUGAUAUUCAAAAAUCAAUUAUAUUGGCGUUUGGAGUUUAUCUACUGUUCAUUCAAGACUCCAAGGGAAAAGGGGGGGGGAAAAUGACUUUUUCGAUUUUCAAAAGGAGGGAAGGUCACGAUCAUGAUCACGACCACGAUGAAUCAGCAAGCCCAAACCCAAACAUAUCUCCACCCCCUCGUUACUCCACCAAUAAUUCGCUUUCUCAUCCCCCUCCCCCCUAUUCCUCCACUCCACACCCUCCUAUACCAUCCGAACCCCAUUCGUCUCCUGCCCACCUCUCCGAAUUAGCCAUCGACUACAUCCCGGGAACCCUCUUCAACGCAUUCAAAACAACUCUUCUAAUUUACGAUUCUCCUCGCUAUCCAAAUACCAAACCAUCGCCUAUUUUCAAAAUGACAAUCGAAGGCAUGAAGAGAAUUACGAGUAUGUAUGUAUACGGCGGAAGCAUCAAAAAUGAGGAGAGGAAAGAGGAAGUGAUGUUAGGAGGUGCACAGUUUGAUAAAUUUAAUCGAAAGAUAGAGGUGCAGCAGUUAGGGAUAGAAGGGGUACAGAGAGAAUCGGAAUCGGGGAUGGAGCACUUUGGGGGUGGGAAGGGGAGGGAGAAUGAGGGAAGGUAUGACUGGAGAUUGCCUAGAGGUCAUGAGGGAGGGAAGGAAAAGAGUAAAGAAGACAAAGAGAGAAUCUUAGUUUGGCAACAAAAAAUCCCAUCGACGGCGCAAAAACUCUCAUUUUCAAACCCAAAUGCGGAGUUAAGGGAUAAAGAGUCGGGGGAUCUGUAUGCAGUGAUGAAGUAUGAUGUUUUUGCGGGGCGAGAUAUGAUGGGGAUACAGUACAGGGGAAGUCUCGGUGGUGAGAGUGAAGAAGAGAAACGGGAGUUUCAAAUGGGAGUUCUAAUUACAGGGUGUGUGGUUGUGGAGAGGGAAAGACAGAGGAUUGGGAGGAGGGGGACGAUUGGGAUGGGCUUGGGGAUUGGAUUGGCUUCAGGAUGAUGGGAAGAGGGUUUGAUAAGGAGUUGUGAGUGGGAAUUCUCGCAUGACAGUAUGUGUGGUGUUGAAGAAACUUUCGACAUGGCAAUUCUGUUAUUGGAAGCAAUGAUAGAAAUUUUUAGAUAUAUUUUUACAUCUGGGUAUCAAAUUCAUGGUCUCAAGAAGUUUCUACCUCGAUAGUUUCAUGCCAAAACUGCAAAAUCAAUGAUGGAUUA
Messenger RNA from Botrytis cinerea B05.10, 1238 nucleotides. RefSeq lists its product as hypothetical. The coding region runs from base 118 to 1026 and encodes 302 amino acids. The transcript has a single exon. The record is from RefSeq and is a predicted model, not a curated record. NCBI's taxonomy places the organism in Eukaryota, Fungi, Ascomycota, Leotiomycetes, Helotiales, Sclerotiniaceae.